CCCCACUCUUUGAAACCACUUGACCACGUUCCAUCAUGCAUCUUCAUGACCAUAUGAUUGGUUGUUCAGGAACCAAAUUCACACACGUUCCUGGAAAAACAUUUCCUUUUCCGCAGUUUGCCAGGAAACUUUUUGCAAGAAAUCAUUCUUCCGCAGAUCCCAUUUAAAGAGCGGUUCAAGGUUGCGUCCUUCUUUCUCUCCCAUCAUCACAAAAAAGUACUUGCAAGGAUGACGACCUUGUACAAAGAAGACGAUGUCGAUCACAUCAACGAAUCACCAGGCGAAGAGAAAGAUACUUUCUCCGACAAAGCGGGAGUUACCGAGACGCAAGGCAUUUCAAAAGACCCAGAAACAGCAAGCAUUCUGAAAAUACGCAAAACUAAACACAGUGAUGCGUUCACAAUUCUUGCUGCAGGAUCUGCAUUGAUCUCAGAUGGAUAUCAAAACAACGUUCAAACGAUGUUAAAUACCUUGUUUGCAAAGCGAUAUGGGUCAAAAGUAUAUACAUCCGCAAUUUCAACUCGAUUGAGUAAUUCGUUGUUGGUCGGAUGCGUUUUAGGUCAAGUAAUCGUCGGUUUGAUGUGUGACAGAGUCGGAAGAAAGAGUGCAAUCCUAACAUCAACGCUUCUACUCGCUGUUGGUUCAAUUUUUGCCACCGGUGCUGUUCCCGUCGAUGGAAAUUUGUCGAAACUGUGGUGGUGGUUGACUAUUGCUCGGGGCGCUACAGGGAUUGGCCUGGGUGGAGAAUACCCUGCCUCGUCCACCUCAGCGUCUGAGGCUGCCAACGAACGGUACGGACGCAAAAAGAGAUCGACGAUUUUCAUCUUGUGUACCAAUCUUGUUUUAUCGCUUGGCGGACCUUUGGCAGUCAGUUACUUUUUGAUCGUCUUGAGCAUUUCGAAUUACGGCAACACAACUUCCGCUCUUGAUGCUCGUCGUUUGGACAUCGUUUGGAGAGUUUGUUAUGGAUUUGGUGCUCUUUUACCUUUGAGUGUCUUUUAUUUCCGCUGGAGAAUUUUAAACAGCAAAUUGUACCGCACGAGCGCCAUCCGUUCCAACGUUCCAUACUGGUUGGCCAUCAAGAGAUAUUGGCCUCGUCUUCUUGGAACUUGUUUCUGCUGGUUCUUGUAUGACUUUGUCAGUUUCUCAAAUGGAGCUUUUAGCGCAAGUGUUUUAUCCACCGUUAUUCACAAUCCAACUCUGAAACGUACGGGAGAAUAUCAAUUAUUAUUGGGAUCGAUCGCUUUGCCUGGUGCAAUUUUGGGUGCAUUUGCAGUUCGUUUGCUGGGCACCAGAAAUCAAAUGAUGAUUGGCUUUGUGGGUUAUAUUGUGGUUGGACUGAUCGUCGGUCUAGCUUGGGAUAAACUGAUCGAAAUUCCCGCAUUGUUUGUCAUCUUUUAUGGUUUAUUGGCAUCCGUGGGAAACUUUGGACCAGGUUCAAUUUUGGGUCUUGCUUCAUCCGAAUCUUAUCCAACAGCCAUUCGUGGGACUGCCUAUGGAUUUAGUGCUGCAAUUGGAAAAGUUGGUGCAGUAGUAGGCACAGAAGUUUUCAAGCCUGUUCAAGAUGAUUUAGGCAAAAAGUACAUUUUUAUCAUUGCUGCUUGCGUUGGUGUAACGGGGGCGACAUUGGCUUACUUCACAAUCAUUGAUACAUCAAAGCUCAACCUUGCCGAAGAAGAUGAGAAAUGGCGUCAAUAUCUGUUGGAUAACGGUUGGAACGGAUUAAUGGGAGAUGGUACAACUACCGAACAAAAAGCUUCCGAUCUUACUACUGCGGAUGUGGUUGAUCGUUCUAGCGGCGAAGACAGUGUGGAUGAUAAAUGAUGACCUCUUGUACUUCUACUCUGGCUAGAAAUGUAUGUUAAUGAUUAUUCGAUAAGUCGAUCGUGCU
Meira miltonrushii is the source of this 1891-nucleotide messenger RNA. RefSeq names its product metabolite transport protein GIT1. Gene Ontology annotation, cellular component: plasma membrane. Gene Ontology annotation, biological process: carboxylic acid transport; transmembrane transport. Gene Ontology annotation, molecular function: carboxylic acid transmembrane transporter activity. The record is from RefSeq and is a predicted model, not a curated record. The transcript has 3 exons. Bases 229 to 1824 code for a protein of 531 amino acids. NCBI's taxonomy places the organism in Eukaryota, Fungi, Basidiomycota, Exobasidiomycetes, Exobasidiales, Brachybasidiaceae.